Neopsephotus bourkii (Bourke's parrot) is the source of this 1204-nucleotide messenger RNA. RefSeq lists its product as uncharacterized. The record is from RefSeq and is a predicted model, not a curated record. The transcript has 2 exons. NCBI's taxonomy places the organism in Eukaryota, Metazoa, Chordata, Aves, Psittaciformes, Psittacidae. Bases 73 to 813 code for a protein of 246 amino acids.
GAGAGUUCUGAAGGUUUUGAAAGGCCUUUAGGUACGCUUGAGACCUGUCUGCUGACUGUGAUAGGGAUCACCAUGUUGGCAUGCAUACAGAGUGUGUUUUACCUACAGCCACUUCGCCUGGUCCCAAGAGUUAAGCAGAGUUGGGCUUGGGCCUUGUCUAGGGUUAGACGACCAUAUAGGAGGACCAAGAAAUUUUCCGCGAGGCUGGGCAGUCAUGAGUGGCAGGGUGUGUGGGAUAAUAUGGGCAAGCAUCUAGGCCAGUGGGCCCCUCCAGUGCUUUGGAACUUCACCACUGAACAAGUGCAAAAUCCAGAAAAAUUAGUAAAACACUUAAAUGAGGAGUGUUGUCAUUCUGGCUAUACAAGAGAGGGACAAAUCAUGGCAACAUGCUGGGGCUUGACCUAUGGUUACAGAGCCCUGUUCAACACUAUCCAGCACCUUCAAGAGGAAAAAAAUGUCCCUGAAUCUGAGGGCAAAGCAACAGUCAGUGCAGCUACUCCAGCUGCAAGCACAGAAGCUACACCAGCCACAGCAACAACAGCUACACCAACCCCAGUGACAAUUACAGUAGCUACCCAAACCCUGACAACAGAUACUGCAGCCACUCCAACCACAGUGAUAAUCACUGCAGCUAAACCAGAGGACCAAUUCGUACCAAUAUCGGUUGCCCCUCUACACAGGGGGAAAAGCAAAAAAAAAAGACAAGAAAGACAAAGGAACAAGAUGAAGAAGCAAUGGCAAGGCACUUGCUACCCAGGACAGCAUCUGAUCAGGAGUCAUCAUCACAUGAAUAAGAAGAACAAGAAGAGAUGACUUCUCGACCUUGGACUUCAACCGAGCUAUGGAAUAUGCAAAAAGAUUUUACUCAUCAACCAGGGGAGCACAAGGUCACCUGGUUGCUCUGAUGCUGGGACAAUGGGGCCGAUGGUCACAAACUAGAAAGUAGGGAAGCCAAGCAGCUGGGGUCAUUUGCUAGGGAAGGGGGAAUUGACAAAGUAAUUGCAAGAGAGAAAAAGUCCCUCAGCCUUUGAAAGCAACUCUUGGCAGCUGUGAAAGAAAGGUUUCCAUACAAGGAUGAUGUUAUGAGUCGUUCGGCCAAGUGGACUACUCUAGAGAAAAGCAUCCAGUCUCUGAGGGAAUCAGCCACUGUAGAGAUGAUCUAUCACAUCAAGCUGAACACCGGGGACGCACCCAUAGAUCCAGA